Capra hircus (goat) is the source of this 3393-nucleotide messenger RNA. It is a transcript of the gene CHAC1, whose product is annotated as ChaC glutathione specific gamma-glutamylcyclotransferase 1. Lineage: Eukaryota; Metazoa; Chordata; Mammalia; Artiodactyla; Bovidae. Bases 171 to 830 code for a protein of 219 amino acids. Gene Ontology annotation, molecular function: glutathione specific gamma-glutamylcyclotransferase activity; gamma-glutamylcyclotransferase activity. Gene Ontology annotation, cellular component: cytoplasm. Gene Ontology annotation, biological process: glutathione catabolic process. The record is from RefSeq and is a predicted model, not a curated record. The transcript has 3 exons.
CGAGGGGUGGGGCUUCCCGGCCUAAGGGUUUAAAGAGCGCCUCGGACGGGGCCGCGCAGCUGGAGCGACCAAGCGGUGCCAGGCCAGGUGUGCGCGUCGGUCGGUCCUUCCGUGCCCGCGCCGGAGACCAGCCCCGGAGGCCGCCCGGGCCCGUCCCUGUGCCCGGCACCAUGAAGCAGGAGACUGCAGCCCAGAACUCCCCUCCCGCCUCUCCUCCCUCCUCACAACCCCUCUCCGAAGACGGCGACCCCCAAGCGUUGUGGAUUUUUGGGUACGGCUCCCUGGUGUGGAGGCCCGACUUCGCCUACAGUGACAGCCGUGUGGGCUUCGUGCGCGGCUACAGCCGCCGCUUCUGGCAGGGAGACACCUUCCAUCGCGGCAGUGACAAGAUGCCUGGUCGUGUGGUGACCCUCCUUGAAGAUCGUGAGGGCUGCACUUGGGGUGUGGCAUACCAGGUGCAAGGCGAGCAGGUGAGCGAGGCCCUGAAGUACCUGAACGUGCGGGAGGCAGUGCUUGGCGGCUAUGAUACCAAGGAGGUCACCUUCUACCCUCAAGAUACCCCUGACCAACCACUCAAGGCAUUGGCCUACGUGGCCACCCCACAGAACCCUGGCUACCUGGGUCCUGCCCCCGAGGAGGCCAUCGCUACACAGAUCUUGGCCUGCCGAGGCUUCUCUGGGCACAACCUUGAGUACUUGCUGCGCCUGGCGGACUUCAUGCAGCUCUGUGGGCCCCAGGCUCAGGAUGAGCACCUGGCCGCCAUCGUGGACGCUGUAGGCACCAUGCUGCCCUGCUUCUGUCCCACUGAGCAGGCUUUGGCACUGGUCUGAGGGGCUGAGCCCCUGCAGGGAGUGCCUACAUGGACACGGGGGCCAGGUCCCCACUCCAAUGCACAUAGACAGACUUGAUACAGCUGGAGCUCACUGAGAGGACUCAGUGGGCCGACAGGGGCCUCUCUUAACCCCCUGCCUGUCCACCAGCCCCCAGAUCUCCUGCUUGACACUGACUUACUACUUGAAACUUUAUUUAUUGCACCAUGUUGGUGUGGUGGGCAGGGUGGGGGGCCUGCCCUAGAUACAGGGGAACUGCUGAGCAGUGCCCCACCCCAGGUGCCUGGGCCCUGGCUGGAAUCCCCCCAGUGCUGCUACUGUCCCCAUGCUACCCAGGCCUCCAUCUUCCCAGGGAGCCUCCAAGAGCCUUGACCGUCUGCCUGCCCCCUCCAGACCAACCAUUUCCCAGCCCCAGAAACACCACCUGCCAAGGGUCCCAGCCUGCUGGUGAGGGUGUAGAAGGGAGUGAGGAGAGGGAGCCCUGUAGGAUCUGAGGCCCUGCAGCGUGUUCAUCCUCCGGGUCCCCAGGGCAGGCUGGCUCUGCAGCCCAGACACAGCUGCUGAGGCUGAGCCAAGGCCUCUUCCCCAUUUGGCUUUGUUUCCCUGUUCCUCAGUCUGUCUGUCUGGGCUACUUCUGUCUGUCAGUCUAUUCCUGGGAAGCUUAUCACUGUAGGUAGGCCCUGGCCCUUUCCUAGUCUGUCCCAUACUGUAAUCCAUAAACUGACCUCAUUAUCUGUGCUGUGCUGGAAUAUGGUUCUUUCUUCAGAUGGGGGUUUGGGAUGAGUGAGGGGGUGUGCCCCCGAAAGACUCAUUAGAGGGGGAAGGGCUCCCUCUUCAUCCCCCAUGGCUCUCCCAGAGAGGAACUGCUGAGCAGGCAGGGCUGCGGGGUUCUUAGUGCACACGAAGAAUGCCCCCCCAAGGCAUGCAGAUUCUGCCUGGGCCGCUCCACUUGGCAGCCCUGUGAGUAGUCCUUGCCAGUGGCCUGGUAGCCUGCAUCUCCCCCAGCUGCUCUGAAGAGGUGGACAGGUGUGGAGUUCACAUCAGGUCUCCCUCCACUUGCAGGGUCAGCUGCUGCCUCUUCUUGACAGGGAAGCUAGAUCUCUGGCUUCCUGAUGAAGGAGCCAUGUGGGUUCAAAGGGCUUCAAGGGCAAGGUGGUGAAAACUUGUGAGACAGUGCUGACAGUGCAGGCCUGGAGGACCUGGUGGCCCUUUGACUUCUGAGGUCCAGGAGCUCGUUUUUGCCUCCUGGCCCUUGGUGUGGUCUGUGCCUUCUCUGUCACCCUGACCUACCUGCCAGGACUCAAAUCCAAAAGGGAGUCCCCUUUUGGACUGGGCACCCCCAGUCUGCUGUUUGUUUGCCAUCUGCCUGCCUCUGGCUACUCUUCCCUCCCCCAGCCCUCCCCCCAUCCCCCACCCCCAGGUGCAAGUCCCAGACCCCAAGAUCUCAGCCUGACCCUGGGCUCCUCAACUGGAAAUGGCCCCUCAGUGGAUUGAUCCUUUACUCCUGGACCUGUGGAAUGGGUGCAGGGGCCAGAUAAGGCUCUUGCAGCAGAAGCGCCUGGCUGUAAGCCAGCCUCCCCCUCACUUGCUCAGUGACCUCCAGAAAAGCCGUCUCUGAGCCUCUGUUUACCCUGGGGUGCUGUGUGGUGGGUGUUGCCGCCACUCUUGUUAUGGCUGAUGCCCUGGUUUGGUCUUGGUGUCCCCAGCAGGGUCAGCUCUGACCAAGCUGGGCAGCCAUUGUGCCUGGGAAGGGUGCCCAUGUCUUGGCAGCCUCGUGUCUUGGCCAUUGAUGGGAAAAGAAGUCCAGCCAGGUUCUUCUGGGAGCUCGGUCAGGACAGCACAACAGGAGGAGGUGACGGGAGGCAGGGAACCCUGGGCAGCUGCCUUCUGUGGCAGGGCAGGGCCAGACAGCCAGAUACUCACAUCAGAGCCUGCUCCAUAUGAAUGUGUGUAGGGGUGGGGAAGGUCACUUGCCUGCUGCACGUGGUCUCACAUACUUCAAGUCAUUCAUUCAGCGAGUAUUUACUAAGGUGCUGCUACAUGCCACACACCAAUUUAGACACUGGAGAUACAACAGAGAAGAAAUCCUGCUCCUCAAAGACCUCUGAAUGGUGACCAUUCAGCCUGAAAUGUGUCAUGAUGGGAACAGGGUACUCAGUGUAGAAAGGGCUCUUGACCCUGAGGUUGAGGGGAGGUCAGGGAAGGCUUUCAGGAGGAGAAGUUAUGAGGUUGAGAAGGGGUCUCUAGCAAACAGAGGCAGGAACAGCUUGUACCAGAGGGGUGCAAGAUCAGCCCUGCUGGGACAGUGCGGUGGGGAAGAGGGCAUGGGGAAGGAUGGGUAGCAAGACCUCAUUUCACUGGCUGCUCUGGUGAGCUGUGCUGUGGAGGUGGAAUUCCUCCUGGGUUAGUGGGGGCCCCCUGUGGAUUCUGAGUGGGGAAGAGGCUACUUAAAAAGGAACACUGGCUGCUGUGUCAGACUGGGGGAGGAAGGUCAAAGGCCAGGGAGAGGGGAGGUGGCUGGAGCUGUGGGGUGCAGUGGGAAAAGACAGGACGGUAGAUUUGA